This is a messenger RNA of Heterostelium album PN500, 1209 nucleotides long. Its product is annotated as myb domain-containing protein. Gene Ontology annotation, molecular function: zinc ion binding. The transcript has 3 exons. Bases 1 to 1209 code for a protein of 402 amino acids. The record is from RefSeq and is a predicted model, not a curated record. Lineage: Eukaryota; Evosea; Eumycetozoa; Acytosteliales; Acytosteliaceae.
AUGGAUUUUAAUAAUACCCCAAUAAAAGAUACCGAAGAAUAUAAACAACUUACAAAAUCAUUGGAGAUAUUGGAACAACAAAGAAAAACAAGAGAAGAAGAUAUAGAGAGAUUGAAACGUUUACAUAAGGAUGCUUUAGAGAAUCCAAUAGAGUUUCUUGAACGUUUGAUUUCCGGUACUAUAGUGCUUCCAACAAAACAACCGAUUGAACCUAUUCCAAUACUUCCUAAUCUAACUACAAAUCUUACAAAGAGGAAGUUAUUAACAGAUGAUUUCUAUACAACUUCAUCAACUGUAGAUAACAAUAGCAAUAGUAAUAAUAAAUCAAAAGAUGUAAAUAAUAAUAAUAUAUUAGAUAGUUCAUUUGAAGAUAAUUUAGAAGCAUCAUCAUCAUCAACAACAACACCAUCAUCAUCUACAAAGAAGAAGAAUAAGAAUAAAGAUGAUUAUGCUUCAUUCAAUAGACCUUGGUCAGAGGAAGAACAGAAACGAUUGGAAGAGUUACUUGCAGAGUUCCCAGAGGAACCGGUGGCAGCACAUCGUUGGACAAAGAUUGCCAACGCUCUAAAGAACAGAACACCCAAACAAGUAGCAAGUCGUACUCAAAAGUAUUUCGUAAAGCUUCAUAAAUUGGGAUUACCAAUUCCAGGUAAACCUCCUAAUCUACCUUCUUUAUUCCCUAAGCCACCGAUGAAGAAAAAGAAUAGAAACUCUACGGCUACCACUAAGGAACUAGAUUCACCAACUGAUUAUCCACCAACGAAUUACAACAUACCACCGGGUGUACCAAUUUCACCACCUACAACACCAUCACCAACAAAGAAGAGUAAGAACAAAAAUAAGAAUAGCAAAGAGUCGAAUUCAACUACAUCUACACCAAAGUCUAAAUCUAAAAGUAAAGGUGGUUCUUCUUCAUCUGCAUCCAGCACAAAGUCGGAGGAAUCUGCUUUGGUAGUACACGAAGGCUACAAGUGUGAUGGAUGCGAUGAAGAGCCAAUCAUUGGAAUUCGCUGGAGAUGCGAAGAGUGUUUGGAGAUAGAUCUCUGUGACGAGUGUAACAAUACUUAUGAGGAGAUCGGUUCACAUAAAUCCACUCAUCAUAUGCGUUCCUACACAACGGUGGAUCCCGAUUACUUUAGAGAUGAAGACUAUCGAUUUUCAUAUACAGGUGGAGAAUCAAAUUAUUUAGAUCCAAACUAUACAAAAUAA